Lagopus leucura (white-tailed ptarmigan) is the source of this 1899-nucleotide messenger RNA. Its product is annotated as potassium voltage-gated channel subfamily A member 5-like. The transcript has a single exon. Bases 1 to 1899 code for a protein of 632 amino acids. Gene Ontology annotation, cellular component: voltage-gated potassium channel complex; membrane. Lineage: Eukaryota; Metazoa; Chordata; Aves; Galliformes; Phasianidae. Gene Ontology annotation, molecular function: delayed rectifier potassium channel activity; protein binding. Gene Ontology annotation, biological process: potassium ion transmembrane transport; protein homooligomerization. The record is from RefSeq and is a predicted model, not a curated record.
AUGGAGAUCGCGCUGGUGACUCUGGAGAACGGCGGUGGCGGGGCCAUCUCGGCCGGCGAGGAUGCCACGGCCGGCAGCGUCGGCGGUAGCACCGGGGCUCGGCGACAGCGCGAGCUACUCUGCCUCGCGGGGUCCACGUCUGUUGCAAGACUGAGCGACGGCAAGGUGGGUACGCCACCGGCCUCAUCGCCGCCGCAGGUGGACGAGGAGCGGGAGAAGUCCCCGCCGGUCCUCCGAGGAAGCGGCAGGAGGCUCUGCAGCAGCAGUGAGGGCAGCAUCAACGUCCGAGCGGCGUCCGGACCCCAACCGCAGCCACAAGCUCUGCGCCUCCGGCCGGCUGCUGAAAUGGAUCUCGCGGAGGAGGGGGGUCACCACCGGGGCAUGACCAUGGCAGCGGCCGGUGAGGAGGAGGAGAUGAAAGCAGUGAGCCGGGGCACCAUGCACCAUCAGCGGGUUCUAAUCAACAUCUCUGGGCUGCACUUCGAGACUCAGCUGGGCACCCUCAACCAGUUUCCUGACACACUGUUGGGAGAUCCUGAUAAGCGUAUGCGGUAUUUUGACCCGCUCCGCAAUGAAUACUUCUUUGACCGCAACCGGCCCAGCUUUGACGGCAUCCUCUAUUUCUACCAGUCUGGGGGCAAGCUUCGGCGGCCUGUCAAUGUCUCCAUUGAUGUCUUUGCUGAUGAGAUCCGCUUCUACCAGCUGGGCAAGGAGGCCAUGGAGCGUUUCUGGGAGGAUGAGGGUUUCAUCAGAGAGGAGGAGAAGCCCCUUCCCCACAGUGAGUUUCAGCGCCAGGUCUGGCUCAUCUUUGAGUACCCUGAAAGUUCCAGCUCAGCCCGGGCCACUGCCAUUGUCUCUGUAUUGGUGAUCCUUAUCUCCAUCAUCACCUUCUGCCUGGAAACUCUGCCUGAAUUCAGGGAUGAACGAGAGAUACCCAUGUCUGUGCCCUCACAAAGUGGGGGUUUGAACUCCACAGCUAGAGACACUCCACCCAUGCAGUCACCAAGUAGCCUCUCUGACCCUUUCUUCAUCAUCGAGACCACUUGUGUCAUCUGGUUCACCUUUGAGCUCCUUGUGCGUUUCUUCACCUGCCCCAGCAAGCCUGAGUUCUCCCGCAACAUCAUGAACAUCAUUGACAUCGUGGCCAUUAUCCCCUACUUCAUCACCCUGGGCACAGAAUUGGCCAAUGAGCAACAGCAGCCUGGGGGUAGCAGCAGCAAUGGGAGUGGGGGCCAGCAACAAGCCAUGUCCUUGGCCAUCCUCAGAGUCAUCCGCUUGGUCAGAGUCUUCAGGAUCUUCAAGCUUUCCAGGCACUCCAAGGGGUUGCAGAUUUUGGGACAGACUUUGAAAGCCAGCAUGAGAGAGCUGGGCCUCCUCAUCUUCUUUCUCUUCAUUGGAGUGAUCCUUUUCUCCAGUGCUGUCUACUUUGCUGAGGCUGAUGAUCCUGAGUCUCAUUUCUCCAGCAUCCCUGAUGCUUUCUGGUGGGCUGUGGUGACCAUGACCACUGUGGGCUACGGGGAUAUGCGACCUGUUACUGUGGGGGGCAAGAUCGUGGGCUCCUUAUGUGCCAUCGCUGGUGUGCUCACCAUUGCCCUGCCUGUCCCUGUUAUUGUGUCCAACUUCAACUACUUCUACCACCGAGAGACUGACCAUGAGGAUCAAUCUAUGCUCAAAGAAGAACACAGCAGUGCUCAGGGCAGCGUAACUGGGGUAGAUGGAAAGAGAAGAACCAGUAAAAACUCUCUGAACAAAUCUGUUGUGCACUUGGAAAAUAAUGAAGGGUUCAAAAGCAGCACCAGCCCUUUAGAGAAAAACAGUAUCAAAGCUAAAAGUAAUGUAGAUCUCAGAAAAUCACUCUAUGCCCUCUGUCUGGACAGCAGCAGGGAAACAGACCUGUAA